This is a messenger RNA of Plectropomus leopardus (leopard coralgrouper), 3192 nucleotides long. It is a transcript of the gene fastkd1, whose product is annotated as FASTK mitochondrial RNA regulator 1. The record is from RefSeq and is a predicted model, not a curated record. Gene Ontology annotation, cellular component: ribonucleoprotein granule; mitochondrial matrix. Gene Ontology annotation, biological process: regulation of mitochondrial mRNA stability; mitochondrial RNA processing. Lineage: Eukaryota; Metazoa; Chordata; Actinopteri; Perciformes; Serranidae. Gene Ontology annotation, molecular function: RNA binding.
CACUAUAGCACACAUGCUGGGUAAUUUUGACUUUGAAUAAGCGAUUUUAAUGACAAGUCCUUUUUCUGGUGUAUUUAUAAUGCUUGGAUCUCUAUAAUUUACAGAAAUAUACCCGAUAAUCCAGCUAGCAGGCGUAAUCUGGCGUCGUCAGUCAUUUUAGUUGAUUGUUUUUUAUUGCACGUGAACACCGCGUUAGCAAACUGAAGUUAGCGGAUGGUAGCGCACUCCAGUGCAGCGUUACACCACAGGAAAGUCACAUGAAAUCUCUGGUUUGGGCUGUCUGUGAGAUGAAACCGUCUGAACUUGAGGUCCCUGAAAGAGCACCUAACUACCUCCAGACUGUAGUUUUGUGGGUUUGAUCUCCUACCUGUUGGUUUGACAUUGAGGUGCUACAGUGGGGACGCUGUGUUUUUACCAUGAAGACCCCAGUGCAUACUUAAUUUAAUCCCAGAUCUGUGGUGAUGUUUCGGCUCCGGUAUCUGAACUCCUUCCUCCGGAGGCCCUUUCACCGGGGACCAGUGAACCGGGACCAGGUUCUGGAGCGGCUGAGGGAUUGCUCUGCUGAAGAUCAGGUGCUCGAUGUGGUCGGGAAGAACAAGGCCAAGCUCACGGUGAACCACAUCAGUAGGGCAGUCGGGAUGCUGUGGCAGUUUCAGAGAGAGAAGCCACAAAUGCUGAGGACUGUGGAGCUCAUCAAGAGCCACCCGCAGUUCUUGACUCUCCGGGUUUUGGCGGAAAAUAAAAUUGCUCUUAUGGAUGAUUCCAUGUUGGUCGACAUGCUUUACAGUUUCCUCAGGUUGAAUGUGGAUCCAUUUGAUUCUCUUGUUCAGCAGUUGGUUUCAGAGGCGUGGCAGAGAAUAGACAGACUUCCGAUGACAGCCCUAUCCAAGCUUUCCAUUUGUCUGAGUGAUCAGCACCUUCAACAAAGUCCUCUAAUGGGCGAAAUCACAAACAUUGUGGAUCAGAGGUUGUCGUCCAUUGAUGAUGCCAGGAUCUUAACUACACUCAUGAUCAGCACGUCCACUCUGGUGUCUCCCCGGCUUCGAGAUGCCCUCAUCAGCAGGGCAGACCAUCUCCUGGACACCAUGGAUCCCUCAAAUUACAACAGCCCACGGAGAGUGGUGCAGUUCCUGCGCAACAUCAAGUACAGUUACAGACCUCUGCUGGAGAAGUGCAAUAAGAUCAUCCUGAGCAACAUUCCCAGAAUGGAUGCAGAAAAUAUCAGCAUCAUCAUGGGGCUGUACCAGUCCCUGCAGUUCAACAACUGUGACUUCAGGCUGGCUGUCAAACAAAGACUUAUCGAACUGAUUGAUUCAAGCACAGAUCCUUUGUCAUUCACCAAAUUGUUUGUCGCUCUGGCUCCAUUGGCCAGCCACGAGAUCAGAGAAGGGUUGGAGAGCACUGCCCUCCUGUUGGCAGAUGAGUUCAAUGCAUAUCAGGCUCUGGCUGUAGCUGAAGCUCUAGAGGAGAUUGAGAGCAGGAACCUCAGUUUACUGAACAAAAUCGCAGUGGUGAUAAGGAGGAACCUUCAUGUCUACAAACCAGUGGAGGUGGCCAGAAUCACCCAAACCCUCCUUCUGUUGCAGUACCAGAACCCUGAACUCUUCACGAUACUAAGAAACAUUUUGGUCAACUUUUUGCAGCACAGUGUCUUCCCUCACGAAGUGACCAUGCUGACCCGCGUUCUGUCCAUGCUGCCCUACCCGCGGCUCGACGAGGGCAUGAUCUCACGGGUGGAAGCGGUGGUGGCUCAGUGCAAUCUCAGUGACCUCAACACCAUUUCUUUCGCCAUCGCUAAGUGGGUGCGUAAUGACCCCUCCUACCACCACAACACUUCCAGCAAGUACGUCCGUCUGCUGCAGGACCUGAAGCGCUGUGGACGCGAGCGGCUUCAAACGGCCGACCGACUGGACUUGGUGCUGGAGGAGCUCAGGUACAUUUCAGGAGAGUGGUUUGAAGAAAUGCUGUUGGAGGACACGAUGGCCACGCUGAAGAGGAUGAUGGACCAAAUAAACUGGAACAAUGUGCCAGAGUUGGCCCUCUUCUUAACCAGGAUAAAUCACCUCUGUCCUCCCCUGAUGGACCGCAUCGCCAGUGUGGUCAUUGAAAACAUUGACAAGAUUCACCACUCGGCAACAUACGCCACCCUGCUGCCGUUCUCUGUCCUGAAUUAUGACGGAGCUCAAGCAGACGAGUUGUAUGAUGUUUGUAUUCAGCACUUCACUCCUAAUAUCAGCUGCUUUGACCCACAUCUGCUAGUUCUCCUGGCGUACACUCUGGCCGUGGCCGACUGUUUUCCAGAGGAACUCAUCAGAGAAAUCUUCAGUAUAGAUUUUCUGGGAAAGCUAGACGCCCAACUAGAAACUCUUCCUGAUGGCCUCAACAUGCGGACCAGACUGCGCCUCAUGGAGCUCAAUCGUGCCACGUGUCUCGAGUGUCCUGAGUUCCAGGUGCCGUGGUUUCAUGAGCGCUACUGCCAUCAGUUGCAAAAGAAAGGGAGCAGUUCUUCCAGUCCUGUGCAACAGCAAAUCCACAAAAUGCUGGCUGAAGUUCUCGGUGGCAUGAACUGUGUUCGAGCAGCAGUUGUCACUCCAUAUUUUUACACUGUAGACUUUGAAUGCAUACUGGACAAACACCUGCAGCCGUUGCCUUACAGCGAGCCCAGCACACUGCAGAUCUCAGACCAAGGAAAAGUUCACUGGGGGACGGCCUCAGUGGAAAACAUCAGGGAUGAGCUGCCACCUGGAGCUCAGCGGGUUGCCGUGGACUUUCUUGAUUCAAAGUUAUUUUGCAAGAACUCCCAUCAUAAGAAAGGUGAAGUCCUGAUGAAGAAGAGACACCUUGAAAUUCUGGGAUACCGUGUCGUUCAGAUCCCUCACUUUGAGUGGAACUCAAUGGAGCUGUCAACACCAGACGCCUGGAAGGAAUAUCUGAGGAAGAACAUAUUAAGAGAGCUCUCCUCUUGAAGGCCUUAUUUAUUGAACAAUGAAGUAAUGUUACAGUGAGAGCUCUGACACAGCUAUGAGUUUGGUCUGAGAGUUUUCGGGCUGAAAGACUGAACAGAGUUAUGUUAACGGUAUGUUAAAUACAUCAAGUGCUCUUUAUCUUUGGUCAUUGAGCAUAAUGUUGACAUGAAUCUAUCUCAUUCGUGUUAAUUGAGAUGUGUAUUAUGUGCUUUUGUAUUAAAAUGAU